Molecule: messenger RNA, 3627 nt
Organism: Paramacrobiotus metropolitanus
Lineage: Eukaryota; Metazoa; Tardigrada; Eutardigrada; Parachela; Macrobiotidae
Product: unconventional myosin IC-like
Exons: 13
Coding region: 325-3417 (1030 amino acids)
Biological process (GO): actin filament organization; vesicle transport along actin filament
Cellular component (GO): plasma membrane; microvillus; cytoplasm
Molecular function (GO): actin filament binding; microfilament motor activity; ATP binding
Source: RefSeq, a predicted model, not a curated record
GGCUUAUGAUUACUGCAAAGUAGUGAUGCUGCGUUUGGCGCAUUUAUCGUCGGUGACGAUAGCAGUGAUAAAAAUUUUGUUGCUUUCAUCUUUCACGCAGCGCACGCGGGUAACAAUUUAUUUUCACAAACUGCAGAUGCCGCUUAGCACAUCUGGCCGGAACGUCAUCGAAACGCCACAUGCAGGUACUUUACCGUUUGGAAUUUGGAUGUUGUUGCGCCGGUUAUUCGUCGUACUGCACUUGAACCUAAUUCUUUGUAUAUUGUACACGGGACUGGGACGUCUUCGUCUUCCUAAUAAAAAAAUAAUAAUUAACUGCACAAUAUGGAAAACUCCAUCCAGAAUCGCGAGACAGUUGGAGUGGAAGAUUUCGUACUCCUGGAAAAUUACCGUAGCGAGGACGCCUUUGUCGAAAAUCUCAGGAAACGAUUUCAGGAGGAUUUGAUAUAUACCUAUAUUGGAAGUGUCUUGGUAUCCAUUAAUCCAUACAAAGAACUCCCAAUUUACGAUGCGAAGCAUAUGGAACGCUACCGCGGUCAAAAUUUUUAUGAGCUUCCACCACAUAUAUUCGCAGUGGCGGAUACAGCAUAUCGUGCUGUCGUUCAUGAAUAUAAAGACGAGUGCAUUAUGAUCAGUGGUGAAUCCGGAAGUGGCAAAACGGAAGCGACGAAAAAGAUUCUGCAAUACAUUGCACAAGCAAGCCGGCAUUCAGGAACUGUAGACGAUGUCAAAGAUAAAUUACUCGCUUGCAACCCCCUGUUUGAGGCUUUUGGAAAUGCUCGCACAACGCGCAACGACAACAGCAGUCGUUUUGGGAAGUACAUGGAUGUGGAAAUUGGAGUCGAAGGUUUUCCUAUCGGAGGACAUGUGUUGGAUUAUUUACUGGAGCGAACUCGGGUUGUAUUUCAAGCGCCGGGAGAACAAAAUUUUCAUGUAUUUUACCAGUUGCUGAAAGGAGCCGACCAAAACCUUCUUAGCCGGUUAAAAUUAUCAGGAAACUGGAAAGAUUAUCAUUAUCUGAACCAGGGAUGCCGAACUGAAUCAACGCAAAUAUCUCAGGAAGAUGCGCUCAACAAACGAUGGCUACAAGAAUUUCGCGAGAUUAUCCAUGCGUUCGACGCGACUCAUUUCACACCGAAAGAAAUAUCUGAUCUGUUCACCACAGUCGCUGCCAUACUGCAUUUGGGUAAUGUGCAGUUCAUGGAAGACGGAGACUAUGCCGAAAUGAAAAGCGCAGAGGAAGUUGUGAUAGUUUCCGAGCUUUUGGGCUGCUCGAGAGAUGAUCUUAUGCAAGCCUUGACGCAUCGCGGAGUCCAUGCGCGACAAGAAAAAGUGCUGGCGAAAUUUAAUCGAGAGCAAGCAACUACAUCGAGGGAUUCACUAGCCAAAGCUGUAUAUGCCAAAACGUUCCAGUGGUUAAUCCAGCGUGUGAACCAAGCGCUGCAGGCAUCCAAUCAGUCCCGAUCAGCGGUAAUCGGUUUACUGGACAUCUACGGGUUUGAGGUGUUUGAGCGAAAUAGUUUCGAACAGUUCUGCAUUAACUACUGCAACGAAAAACUUCAACAACUGUUUAUCGAGCUGACACUGCGCUCUGAGCAAGAAGAAUACGUGGCCGAGAACAUUCCAUGGGAGCAGGUGGAGUAUUUCGACAAUCAGAUCAUCUGCGCUCUGAUCGAAGCCAAACCAGUGGGCAUAAUUCCACUGCUGGACGAUGAGUGUCUGCGUCCCGGCAACGCCACGGAUGCCACAUUCUUAGAAAAGCUUCGCGAAAAGCACACAAAACAUCCGCAUCUGCUAAUCAAUCGGGAUAAACAGCAGUUCACAAUAAAGCACUACGCCGGGAAUGUAAUUUAUGAUGUGGAAGGCUUUCUGGAUAAAAAUGGAGAAUUACUGCACCGUGACCUUAAAGAGAUCAUCAUCAGGUGUCGGAAUAAUGAUAUCCUAAAGAACGCGUUCACCAACGAAGAGGCGACCAGCUUGAAACGCGCACUGAGUACAGCGACACAGUUUAAGAACAGUCUCAAAGAAUUAACCGUCAUCUUGAAAUCGAAGGAUCCGUUUUAUGUCCGCUGCAUACGUCCUAACGACCAUAAAGCAUCCAGAAACUUUUCGGAUACGAUCGUCCGGCAUCAAGUGAAGUAUUUAGGUCUGAUGGAGAAUUUAAGGGUGAGACGCGCUGGCUAUGCAUACCGGCGCUCGUACGAUGCGUUUCUGCGCCGGUACAAAUCCUUGUGUCCGGAUACGUGGCCGCACUACAACGGGCCGGCAAGGGAGGGCGUGUCCUUGCUGUUAAAUUAUCUGCAGACACCUGCCAAAGCGUACGCCAUGGGAGUUACGAAACUCUUUGUCCGAAUGCCACAGACGAUUUUCGCCAUUGAAGACGCGUUCCAGGAGCGGAAAAAUGAUUUGGUAACCAAAAUCAUUGCACUGUGGCGGGGACGACGGCAGCGGCAGGCGUACCUUCGCGACCGGGAAGAUAUCAUCACCGCGCAGAAUGCAGUGCGCCGCUUUUUGGCCGUUAAAUUGCUCAACAAACGUCGUGUGGCGGCGCGGUCGCUCAGAGAAUUCAUCAAGGGAUUUAUGGAACGACACGGGCCGAUGACGGAUCUCAAUCGGAAAUUCUGGUUACAGACCAGAAUGGUCUACUUGAAUAAGUUGGCGAAGAUGGCUCUGCCGGUGUCUGUUUUGGACAAAUCAUGGCCAACGCCGCCGCCUUUUCUGAAGGAAACAUCAGAUUUAUUGCGUAGUCUUCACAUGAGAAAUCGCGUUUUGAAGUAUGUGAAGCAUUGUAGUCCAGAGCGGAAGUUCCUAAUGGAUGAGAAGGUCCUUGCGGAGAGGCUGUUUAAAGGCAAGAAAACUUUGUACUUGUCGUCUAUUCCUCAGUUUUUCAUCACCGUCCGUUUGGGUGCGGAAACGAAACCCUUCGUAGAGCAGUUUGAAAAUUCCAUCCGGCAACCAACGGAGAAAACCGUUUAUGCCACUGACUGCAGGAAAUGGGACCGGCACGGACUGAAGGAGCGCAAUCGCGCAAUGGUGAUCACCACACAAAAUUUGUACUUUCUGGAACCUGGAAAAGCCGGGUUCAAGAAAAAGAAUGCGUUCCCGCUUUACACUGUCGACAAGCUUACUGUCAGCGCAAACCGGGAUUCUGUACUGAUUCUGACGGUAACGACGCCGGCACAAGGCAAAAAGCCCGAACAGACCAACGACUACAUCUUUCUUCUGCCAAAUUUGAUUGAAUUCGCAAUGAAAUUUGUCCUAGUCAGCGGCAAGGAGAGCAUCGUGGAGGUCGUGCCCAAUGGGCGUUGUGCCAUUAAAGCGGGCGGCCAGAAUGGAUGCGCUGUUGACUUCGGUCUGGGCAGUGUUGACAAUAUUUUGGGCCAUAAGAAGAUUUUGAUAGUUCAAAGUUCCACAUGAUUUGAAGUGAUUAAGUACUCGCUACUUACAAGUUACAACUAUCCAUAAACUAAGUAUCGCGAAUCGUUUAUAUAAUUAGCUACGUUCGUACCUACCCAGAGUGCCUACGUACGUACCUACGUAAUUACCCAGAGCGCUUAUUAUUUUAAAAUAAAAAAUCGUUGUUGUGAAUGAUGACAUUCGGAUGAAUCGGAUCAUACUUUUUGGUGC